GCCGAGAUCGCGCCACCGCACCCCAGCCUGGGGACAGAGCGAGACUCCGUCUCAAAAAAAAAAAAAUUCGAGAGGGACGGUGUUCCGCCUGCCUGUCCCCGGAAGUGACGUUAAUGUCCGCCUCCCUGAGGAAGUGACGACAGGAGUGCCCUUGAGAGGCAGGGAGGGCUAAGCUGUGCAUCCCUCCGCUCGCGUUGCAGGGAGAUGGCUCAGCGACUUCUCCUAAGGAGGUUCCUGGCCUCCGUCAUCUCCGGGAAGCCCUCUCAGGGUCGGUGGCCACCCCUCACUUCCAGAACCCUGCAGACCCCACAAUGCAGUCCUGGUGGCCUGACUAUAACACCCAACCCAGGCCGAACAAUAUACACCACCAGGAUCUCCUUGACCACCUUUAAUAUCCAGGAUGGACCUGACUUUCAAGACCGAGUGGUCAACAGUGAGACACCAGUGGUUGUGGAUUUCCACGCACAGUGGUGUGGGCCCUGCAAGAUCCUGGGGCCGAGGUUAGAGAAGAUGGUGGCCAAGCAGCACGGGAAGGUGGUGAUGGCCAAGGUGGAUAUUGAUGACCACACAGACCUCGCCAUUGAGUAUGAGGUGUCAGCGGUGCCCACUGUACUGGCCAUGAAGAAUGGGGACGUGGUGGACAAGUUUGUGGGCAUCAAGGAUGAGGAUCAGUUGGAGGCCUUCCUGAAGAAGCUGAUUGGCUGACAAGCAGGGACGAGUCCUGGUUCCCUUGCCCGCGUGGGACCCCAGUAGAACUCAGCCCUUCCACGCCAGCCCUUCCUGCUGCCUCCCUCCUGUCUGGCCUCUGGGGCCUGUGCUUAGAGCCCAGGCUCCAGCCCUGAGUGCUUCUGAGCUGGCGGACUGCCCAGGGGCCAUCAGAGGAUGGUUGUGCUGCUGAUCCGGGGACUGCCGUCUUCCCUCCCACACGCAUUUCGUCCCUCCCUCUAGGGUCUGUGGCAGUUCUCCCAGGAUGCGUGGAGAGAGCCCGGGCCAGCCCACAGUGUUCCUGGUCAGGCAGCCACGCCUUGGUCCCCAUCUCUGGUCCCUUCCGAUCUGAAACCUCGUGCCUGGCUCAUCUCCACAUCUCCACCUGCGUUUCUCUUUCCUGCUGCUGUUUUGGAAAAAGAAAAAUGAAGCCCAAACUAGUGAGAA
Molecule: messenger RNA, 1152 nt
Organism: Rhinopithecus roxellana (golden snub-nosed monkey)
Lineage: Eukaryota; Metazoa; Chordata; Mammalia; Primates; Cercopithecidae
Gene: TXN2
Product: thioredoxin 2
Exons: 4
Coding region: 205-705 (166 amino acids)
Biological process (GO): cell redox homeostasis
Cellular component (GO): mitochondrion
Molecular function (GO): protein-disulfide reductase activity
Source: RefSeq, a predicted model, not a curated record